AUGGCUGUGACGCAAGAACAGUUACCCCACCAGCAGCGAUUAUCAGCAGCAGCUCGUCUUCGUGCUGCCCUCGCUGAGAAAUCAAAGACGAUUAUUUGUCCAGGAAUCUACGAUGGCAUUACCGCUCGACUUGCCCUCAAUGAAGGAUUCGAAUAUCUAUACAUGACGGGUGCUGGCACUGCAGCAACCCGCCUGGGUCUACCCGAUCUCGGAAUGACUACUAUGAAUGACAUGGUUGCAAACGCAGGAUCCAUUGCGUCCCUCGAUCGUUCAGUACCGUUGAUUGCUGACGCCGAUACUGGUUAUGGAGGUCCUUUGAUGGUUGCUCGGACAGUUCAGGCAUAUAUGACCGCCGGUGUGGCCGCAAUGCAUUUAGAAGACCAAGUUGUUACGAAGCGGUGCGGCCAUCUCGCCAAUAAAGAACUAGUCGAUGAAGAUGUUUACCUCAGUCGGAUACGUGCGGCCGUAAUGGCUAGAGAGGAAUUGGCAACAGCAUGGCCUGGAAUGGACAUUGUCAUUAUUGCACGAACAGAUUCUCUGCAAUCAUUAGGAUAUGAUGUAGCAGUCUCGCGUCUUAAGAAGGCAAUCUCACUCGGCGCGGACGUGGCAUUUCUAGAGGGAAUGACAAGUAUGGAGCAGUGUCGAAGUGUCUGCACUGAUUUGGCACCUGCACCGGUGCUUUUGAACAUGGUGGCUGGUGGAGUGACGCCUGAUUUGAGCGCCGAUGAAGCUGCAAGCUUGGGGUUUCGUAUUAUCAUCUUUCCAGCCGUGUGCCUUGGUCCGGUCGUAAAUGUUGUGGGUCAAGCUCUCAAAACUUUUAAGACGACGAGGAGGAACGACGUCAGUGAGUUCCAGAAACAAACCGGAGUGAAAGGAUUCUUUAAUGUCUGCCGCCUAAAUGAAUACCUAGAGUUUGAUCGUCAAGCAGGCGGAAAUGCAUUCAAUGGAGGGGUGUAA
This is a messenger RNA of Talaromyces proteolyticus, 957 nucleotides long. RefSeq names its product Pyruvate/Phosphoenolpyruvate kinase-like domain-containing protein. The transcript has a single exon. Lineage: Eukaryota; Fungi; Ascomycota; Eurotiomycetes; Eurotiales; Trichocomaceae. Bases 1 to 957 code for a protein of 318 amino acids. Gene Ontology annotation, molecular function: catalytic activity. The record is from RefSeq and is a predicted model, not a curated record.